AUGAUCCACGACUUUUAUGGCAACAAGGUUGCCAACGGCCUCUCCACAAUUGACUCAAUCUAUGCACUCGGCGACACGUCCUGUGAGGAGGCCACCGACGGAGCAUCCUACUGGAUACCAGGUCUAAGGAUCAAUGGCAAGAUGUUCAAGGCCAGUUUCAUCAAGAUCUAUUACUUUGGACACUUGACCUUCCCCGUCUCACCUAUCCCCAAGGGUCUCCAAUUGAUCGCUGGAAAUCCCAAGGCCACUGUGGCCGAUGGCAACAUCUGGUGGAAUUGCCCAGACCAGGGUCUCAUGUUCAAACCACCUACCACAUGUUCCAGCAAGAACGAGACGGUGUUAGCUUUGGCCAUGACCCUUCUCUUUCCCAACUGUUGGGACGGAGUCAACAUCCGCCCCACAUUCACGUACAAGAACGCCAUCUAUGAUGGAGGUAAACCAUGCCUGGCAGACUACCCCGUCCGCAUACCCCAGCUGAGAAUGCAUCUCCUCUACGCCAUCACUGACAAGGAGAAAGAUCUCUCUGGAGCCCAGUUCUCUCUCAACCCUGUCAAAGAGACUGAUGGCUCGUGGACCUGGCCAUGGACCGGUCUCGUCGGUCUGCACGCCGACUUCUUCAACGGUUGGGAGGAAGACACAAUGAAGUUCAUCGUGGUCAACUGUCUAAAUAGGAACACCACAUGCAGCUUUAAUCUUCCGAGACACUACCCCAACGUCACUCAGUCGUUCGCCCUGGUUGGCUCAAAAAAGGCCAACCCGCCCUUUCUCCUUGUCGACUCCACUAGUGUCCCAUUCUACAAGAUUGACAUCCCAGACCGCGCCAGGACUUCCAGCUGGUCGAAAGCCAACCUCGACUUCUACUCAUACAACAAUCAACAGGGGGUGGGCAACAAAUGGCUCAACCUCUUCCAGGUGACCGCCGACCAGAUUCGACAGUUUUUUGUCGACAAUCCCAAAGGCUCAGUGUCCAUAUACUUUUGCUUCCGUUCCAACGAUGCUGACCAGACCUACUCGAUUGCUUCCACCUCGAAUCAGGAACAUAUGCCACUUGUUUGGUUUUUGGAUCCAACGAAAAAGCAGAGCCAAGACAAUGUGGUCAUGUCCUCGCCCUAUGUCCAGCCACCCAACCCUUCAGAGAGCUCUUCUGGAACUCCAGCACCAAGUACCACUGCUGCAUCGACCACUGGCGCCACCACAAGAAAGGUCAGUACAAUUUCUGGAACUCCUAGCUCGACUACAACCAACUCUCCCACCUCGACAACCACCAGCACUCCCGGCUCGACAACUACCAACACUCCAGACGGACCAAGCUCUGGAAGCCACAUAUCAUCAUCAUUCCUUCUAACUGUCAUAACAUUAUUGUUGUCAUCUCAGUUCAUCUAA
This is a messenger RNA of Acytostelium subglobosum LB1, 1383 nucleotides long. RefSeq lists its product as hypothetical. The coding region runs from base 1 to 1383 and encodes 460 amino acids. The transcript has 2 exons. The record is from RefSeq and is a predicted model, not a curated record. NCBI's taxonomy places the organism in Eukaryota, Evosea, Eumycetozoa, Acytosteliales, Acytosteliaceae.